AAUUUUAUCCUUUAUUUUUAACUACAUCACAUAGACAUGAUCAAGAUUAUAAUUACUACCAAAUCUUAGAAGAAAUAUGUACAAGAAAUAUAUCACCAGCUACUUUACAAAAAAAUGAAGAAAAAAUAAGAAAUCCAUCAUUACAAACUCCUAUAAAUACUACACAUAUUGUUAGUUUUCGUUCUAUUGCAGACAAUAUAAAUAGAAUAGCUUGUUCAUUCUUACCUUUUAAUUCUGAUGAAUUAGAACCUAUUAUUUUAAUAGCAGUUGACUAUAUUAAUAAUCAGAAAUAUGAUCUAGCAGAAAAUAAUCACAAUUUUC
This is a messenger RNA of Racocetra fulgida, 321 nucleotides long. The record is from the annotation of a GenBank genome assembly. Lineage: Eukaryota; Fungi; Glomeromycota; Glomeromycetes; Diversisporales; Gigasporaceae.